Molecule: messenger RNA, 1056 nt
Organism: Lathyrus oleraceus (garden pea)
Lineage: Eukaryota; Viridiplantae; Streptophyta; Magnoliopsida; Fabales; Fabaceae
Exons: 2
Coding region: 1-1056 (351 amino acids)
Source: RefSeq, a predicted model, not a curated record
AUGGUGAGUAGUGUAUCUGCAAGCUUCUCUGACCUGGUCGCCGUGGGCAUAAAGGUCGAGCUUGGAUUGAAGAAUGGAAAAAUGAUAACCACCUCUGAAACAUCUAGUAAUAAUGCCAAAAAGUUUCCCGGAAGUUUUCAAAGGAAGAAGGAGGGUGAAACAAAUUAUGUUCAACAACCGUAUGUGGCAGCAGUCACACCAAAUUUCAAUCAAUCACAAGCUCCUGUCUAUCAACCUAUUCAACAAGCACCAGUAUACCAGCAAGCACCCGCGCCACCUGCGUAUCAACAGCCAAGGGCACAGGCUCCUCGUCCACAAAAUCCUCCACAUCAAAAUAGGGUACAGAGAAGUAGACUUCCGUUUGCUUCAAUCCCUAUGACAUACACUGAAUUGUACUCAUCGUUACUACGAAACGGGUUGGUGACUCCCAGACCUUUGGGUCCUCCACCAAAUCCCUUACAUCCAUGGUACAAUCCAGAUGUCCAUUGCCCUUUCCAUGAGGGUGCCCCUGGACAUGAUUUAGAGGGAUGUUAUGCUUUGAAGCAUAUUGUGCGAGAUCUGGUUGAGAAGAAGAUCCUUUCAUUUCGAGAUAUCGGGCCCAACGUAAAAAGUAACCCUCUACCGGCGCAUGGUGAUGUUAAUGCCAUCGAGGAUGCUUCCGAUGUUUGUAUAAUCAAAAAUGUGGAAAAUGUUAAAACUCAAUUGCUAGAACUUCAUGCAAGAUUGGCGGGAGCUAGUUUGAUUGAUACAUGCCACGACGAUUGUGAAGAAUGUGUCAUUCAUCCAAGGGGAUGUAAAGUGGUACGAAAUGACAUUCAGAACUUAAUGGAUCAAGGUGUUUUACAAAUUUGUGGCCCUAUGACAAACGAGGAAGUUUUAGUCAUUGAACCCGUUUUCAAUUUACCAGAACCGUUUGAGAUAACUUAUCAUAGGAAAGAUGUUGUUCAUCCAUCACCCGUGGUAGUUUGUAUGCAUACCCCCUUUCCUUUUGAAAGCACCAAAGCGGUACCCUGGAAGUAUGACAUAACUGUGGUAGAUGUUAGACGGUGUGGCUAG